GCCCUACGGUGGCCGCGGAGGGACGGCGCUACGGCUCCCACGCUGGGCCAAACGCUGCCGGCCGCCGGACGCGCGAGCCCCGGGCCCUCCGGGGCGCCCUCGGGCGGGGACGCGUGAGCGGCCGGGCCCCGCAGUCGCCGCGCCCUCGGCACCAUGCGGCCGCCCUGCUCCUGCAGCCCCUCGUGCCGGGGGGACCCGCCGGCCCGGCCGCCCGCACCGCCGGCCUCCCCCGACGCCGGCGCGGAGAGGGCACCUGGCCACCGCCUCCCCCAGGGCUCAGCUGCUGGCUUCCAGGCCUAGGUGCCCAUGACGCCUAUGCUGACCACUGCCCGGACACCACCGCUGCCACAAGCUAGCACCACCGCCCGGGCCCCAAUGCCGGUCAUGCCCAUCCCGCGGCGGGUGCGCUCCUUCCACGGCCCGCACACCACCUGCCUGCACGCAGCCUGCGGGCCGGCGCGCACCUCCCGCCCGGCGCGCACUAAGUACAACAACUUCGACGUCUACAUCCGGGCGCGCUGGCUCUACGGCUUCAUCCGCUUCCUGCUGUACUUUAGCUGCAGCCUGUUCACGGCCACGCUGUGGGGCGCGCUGGCCGCCCUCUUCUGCCUGCAGUACCUGGGCGUGCGCGUCCUGCUGCGCUUCCAGCUCAAGCUGUCGGUGCUGCUGCUGCUGCUUGGCCGCCGGCGCGUCGACUUCCGCCUCCUGAACGAGCUGCUCAUCUACGGGAUCCGAGUAACCGUGCUGCUGGUUGGGGGCCUGGGCUGGUGCUUCAUGGUCUUCGUGGACAUGUGAGGGGCAGCGGCGGGCCUGGCUCUGGGGUUUCUCUGGCCCGACCGGCGGCGGUGGGUGCGCCUGUGGCCGCGUUCUCCUCGACGGGGUAGGUCAGGUCCUUGUUCUUCCCAAGCCGGCUCACGGAUGGGGGUCGGCCC
This is a messenger RNA of Neofelis nebulosa (Clouded leopard), 932 nucleotides long. It is a transcript of the gene TMEM250, whose product is annotated as transmembrane protein 250. The coding region runs from base 307 to 795 and encodes 162 amino acids. The record is from RefSeq and is a predicted model, not a curated record. NCBI's taxonomy places the organism in Eukaryota, Metazoa, Chordata, Mammalia, Carnivora, Felidae. The transcript has 2 exons.